Monodelphis domestica (gray short-tailed opossum) is the source of this 3449-nucleotide messenger RNA. RefSeq names its product ETS variant transcription factor 5 (gene ETV5). Gene Ontology annotation, molecular function: sequence-specific DNA binding; DNA-binding transcription factor activity, RNA polymerase II-specific. Gene Ontology annotation, cellular component: nucleus. Lineage: Eukaryota; Metazoa; Chordata; Mammalia; Didelphimorphia; Didelphidae. Gene Ontology annotation, biological process: regulation of transcription by RNA polymerase II; cell differentiation. The record is from RefSeq and is a predicted model, not a curated record.
AGGCCCAGCCAGUUCGGGGGCGGCUGCUGCGCUCGCUGGGCUGGCGGCUGCGGCGCCCGAGGGAGCAAGGAGGCGAGGCGGCCCGAGAGCGGCGGCGGCGGCGGCGGAGAGGCGCGAGCGGGCUUCGGGACUGCCCGGGGCCAGGGCCAGGACCAGGGCGGGGGAGGUGGGAGGCCGGCCGGUCGGAGCCCCCGCCCGGAGCGCUCCUGUCAGACGGGAGCGCGCGCAGGCGGCGGCGGGAGUGCGCGCAGUUUGAAAUCUUCGAGAUUCACCAAACCACAGGACCCCUUGAACCCUGAAUUACUCAAUGCUGAAACCUUUCAGAGGGAUAUUAAAGACAUUAGAAGCACAAUGGAUGGUUUUUAUGAUCAGCAAGUCCCUUUUAUGGCCCCAGGGAAAUCCCACCCUGAGGACUAUCGAGCAAGGCCUGUGAUUGACAGAAAGAGAAAGUUCUUGGACACCGAUCUGGCUCAUGAUUCCGAAGAGUUGUUUCAGGAUCUCAGCCAACUCCAGGAGGCCUGGCUAGCUGAAGCACAAGUUCCUGACGAUGAACAGUUUGUCCCAGAUUUUCAGUCGGAUAACCUGGUUUUUCAUGCCCCACCUCCAGCCAAGAUCAAGCGAGAGCUGCAUAGCCCUUCUGCUGAGCUGUCCUCCUGUAGCCAUGAGCAAGGCCUUGGUGCUAACUAUGGAGAAAAGUGCCUCUACAAUUACUGUGCCUACGAUAGGAAGCCCCCCUCUGGGUUCAAGCCAUUAACCCCUCCCGCCACCCCCUUGUCACCAGCCCAUCAGAAUUCCUUACUCCCCCCUCCUGCUUCUGGGCAGGCUUCAGCCCAUGCUCCCGCAGCAGGCCCCGUGCAAGGCGUAGGCCCCGCUCCAGCCCCUGCCCCAGCCCCCGUGCCCGCCCCGGCCCCCGUCCCUGCACCUCACUCCCUCCAUGAACCCAGGCAGCAGCCGCCGCCGCCGCCGCAGCAGACCUUUGCCAUCCCUCGGCCGCCACAUCAGCCCAUGCCGAUGCCAAAGAUGAUGCCUGAAAACCAGUAUCCGUCUGAAGCAAGGUUUCAGAGACAGCUGUCCGAGCCCUGCCACCCCUUCCCUCCCGGCGACGGCCGCCCCGGCUACCACCGCCAGAUGUCGGAGCCCAUCGUGCCGGCGGCUCCCCCGCCGCCCCAGGGCUUCAAGCAGGAGUAUCCCGACCCCCUGUACGAGCACGGCGUGCCAGGCAUCCCCGGAGUGCCGGCGCACGGCUACCAGUCCCCCAUGGGCAUCAAGCAGGAGCCCAGGGACUACUGCAUCGAUUCAGAAGUGCCUAACUGCCAGUCAUCCUACCUGAGAGGAGGUUACUUCUCCAGCAGCCACGAUGGUUUUUCAUGUGAAAAAGAUCCUCGAUUAUACUUUGAUGACACAUGUGUUGUACCGGAAAGGCUGGAGGCAGGCAAAGUCAAGCAGGAGCCCACCAUGUAUCGGGAAGGGCCCCCUUACCAGAGACGGGGCUCCCUCCAGCUGUGGCAGUUUCUCGUGACCCUCCUCGAUGACCCUGCCAAUGCCCACUUCAUUGCCUGGACAGGCAGAGGGAUGGAGUUCAAGCUGAUUGAGCCAGAAGAGGUGGCUCGACGGUGGGGCAUCCAGAAGAACCGACCCGCGAUGAACUAUGACAAGCUGAGCCGCUCUCUGCGCUAUUACUAUGAGAAGGGCAUCAUGCAGAAGGUGGCCGGCGAGCGGUACGUGUACAAGUUCGUCUGCGAUCCGGACGCCCUCUUCUCCAUGGCCUUCCCAGACAAUCAGCGCCCCUUCCUGAAGGCCGAGGCCGACUGCCCGCUGGCCGAGGAGGAGACCCUCCCCCUGACCCACUUCGAGGACAACCCCGCCUACCUGCUGGACAUGGAGCGCUGCCCCGGCCUGCCCUACGCCGAAGGCUUCGCGUACUGAGCGGCGGGCGGCGGCGCGCGUGCUAGCUUAGCGGUUCCCGUCCAGGCACAUGAUUCUCUUUGAUGAUGAUUAUUGGUUGGGGGUGUUUUUUGUUUUCCGCCAUUCCCCAAGCUUGCCCCGGAGCCCCCUGGUGGGCCUGGCGCUCUCGAAGGACCCUGGCCAGGGAGAGAGGAGCACGAGGAGGGCUGCCGAGGGCGAGGACGUCGGGGGGACCGUGGGGGGAGCCGCCGAGCCUGGGCCAGGAGAACGUCUGGCCAUCGCUCGGCCUCCGUAGAGACGCGUCCCUGCCCGCCUUCCAUUCUGAUGGCCCCAGUUUGCACAAACUGAAUAGACAAAGAAAGCACCCGGCUCCACGGAGGCCUUGGAGCCCCCGCCGGGUUUCGGAGGUGCGGGCCGGGCCCUUGGGCGCGGACGGUGUUGGCCCCUUUAGAGUUCUCCCCAGCUCUCCCCACAAGCUCCUCCGCCCUCCUCCGCCCGUGUGGACGGCUUUUCUCUUAGAAGGGUGAUCAGCACCCUUGACAGUGUUUGGUUUUGCUUUUGAUUUGAAGUGGGGGCGUGGGGGGGGGGGUUGGCAAAGCAGUUUCUGAAAACUGGGUUUUGUAGUUUUGGUAUCUGAAGCAAAAAUGCUGUCCCGGAGCCGGGCCGUGCGGAUAUGCUGCAGCUCGGAAAGGGCUUUGCUCAGGACGUCCCUGCAGCCGGGCCCGAAGCCCAUCGGCGUCUGCUUUCCGCUUUCUGCCCCCGACGCCCCGGUGGGACCCUCUGGAAGCCGACGGGCCGCGUGGAUGCUCUCGUGUGUGUCGUUCGUUCACCGACACUCCGGGGAGCCUGUACGUAGCCCGGCCGGCGUGGGAGCCUCGGCCACGGCCGCCGCCGCCUCCUCCCUGGUCUAUCGGCCCUGCGUAGACCCGCGGGCGAUGCCUGGUUCCGCUCCCUUCUCUUUCUUCGUCCGCGGUCACCCACCCGCCGGGCUCUGAGGCGCGCCAGGCCUGGCGAGGAGCGGGACGGACCGGGCGGGGCGGGGCUCGGAGGGCGUUUCCUCUGUGUGGAGCUGCUGCGCCCUCUCCGUUGAACCGUGACCUUGGCCUACGGAGCGCCGCCGCGCUGUCAUCCGCUUCAGUGUAAUUAUAGCUCUCACCUACACUAGUCUACAUAUACGCACAUUUUAUUCCCCUCCCAAAAGCUGGCUCAACACUCUCCUUGUAAAUGCUGUAUAGGGCUUUUCCUCCUUCCUGCGUACUCUUCCUGGCUUGGGCUUAGCUGGGCGGCUGGAUGCUGUUGGUCAAGUUUGUGGCCUCCUCCCGUCCCGCCCUGCCCUGCCGCCAGGCCUGGGGGCGCCUGUCCCCGCCCCGUCGCCCUCCUGGACGGCUUUCGUCCCUUUCCAGUGUGUAGAAAGUCUCCUGGGCAGAAAGAAAGGGUUGAAUCCGGGAGCUCUUUGGAAGCCUUUCCCUGAGCAGGGCUGUUUGCAUCCUGCCAAGCUGCAUUACAUUCUGUACUGUGUACAAUAAAGACGUUUGCUUUCAGUC